Puccinia triticina is the source of this 1425-nucleotide messenger RNA. RefSeq lists its product as uncharacterized. The record is from RefSeq and is a predicted model, not a curated record. The transcript has 3 exons. Lineage: Eukaryota; Fungi; Basidiomycota; Pucciniomycetes; Pucciniales; Pucciniaceae. The coding region runs from base 1 to 1425 and encodes 474 amino acids.
AUGUCUGCAUACUACCCUCUUCCUGCCCACGAAUCCCAGCUGCCUCUGGUCUCGCCCUCAUCAACUCAGCACCAGCAUCCCGCCAAGUUUGAUUCCCAUCCGUCCCGUUCUCGCCUCAAGUUCUUCCUCCUACGCGUCGUCCUCCCUCUCCUCUCACUCGUCCUCCUCCUCACCCUCGUCAUUAUCCCCGCCACCCUGUCAAACCAGUUCUCACUCAGACAGUGUCGGGAUGGCAGCUGUCUCAAAUGGGACAAAGUUCAUGAUCUUGCCCAGAACUGGGGUCUCGCCUUUAAACUUUCACCUGCCGCGGGCUCAUCUCGCUCGAAAUUGAAGAUCUUGCACCUUGUCGACAAAGACACUGCCGAAGUCCUGAUGGACCGCUGGCUACUUCAUUCUCAUGAUGCAUUCGUCGCUCGUCCUGAUCUCAUAUCUUCUGCUAUCCUAUGGGGACCAGACUUCGAAGGCUGGCGGAAAUCCCUCAGCCUGACUCAGAACAUUGCCCAGAAAUUUGGCUCGGCCGAUUAUUUCGAUGCCGCCCUGGUCUAUUUCAACAACGAUCAAGUCAAGUUUUUGCACAUCGACUCUAAACCCUGGUUCGCCCAGGUGAAAGAACUGUCCCAGCAGGGCAAAGGUGUCGUCAUCAUCGACCGCCCUCAUGAGAUGCGUGACCAGCGAAAGGCAGAAUUCUAUAACUUGGCGAACGUCACUUUGGUCUUGGCGCCCUACGCUUACGAAUUAUUUGAAUACCGGGCACAAUUCGCCACUCAAGCGCUCUUGGUUCACCAACCUCAUUUUAUCGACAAGAAGAUCUUUUAUCAUCCAGUCGGCAACACUCGCCCAGAAGAGAUCAUCAUCGCCGGCGACCUGGGUGCAUUCUACCCCUUCAGAGCCAGGCUAGCCGACAUGAUCCGGAAGAAGACCUUGCCGGGUUGGAUACGAGGUCAUCCAGGAUACGAAGAUAUCAAAUCGGCCGACCAACGGAAUAAGAAACUCACUGCCGUGAUCCAAGAACAACAGCUGGUCGAUUUCGGGAACGAUUUCGGUCAAGCCAAGAUCUGUUUGGUAACCGAUUCACGCUGGGCUUAUUCGGUUCAAAAAUACGUCGAAGCUGCUGCAGCCGGCUGCUUGAUCGCUGGAAACAUCCCGUCAGAUCGGCAAAGCAUGUUCGAGAAGGUUAUCGUUCCACUCUCAAAUAAAGACUCGGAUGACAAGAUUGUCAAAACCUUGAACUGGUGGCUGAAGCAUGAUCAGGAGCGAAUCAGUAAAGCACAAGCUGCUCAGGAUUGGAUUUUGAACUCUUUUAGUAUGGACAAAUAUGCUCAAGACGUUUGGAAGAUGAUUUGGCUGGUUAAAGAAGGUCAAAGGGGAUUCAUCUUGCCAUACGAAUUCGACUUCUUACCCAAGGACCUGCCCGAGGAUGGCUAG